Messenger RNA from Larimichthys crocea (large yellow croaker), 1598 nucleotides. RefSeq names its product opioid receptor, mu 1 (gene oprm1). The coding region runs from base 38 to 1549 and encodes 503 amino acids. The record is from RefSeq and is a predicted model, not a curated record. Gene Ontology annotation, cellular component: neuron projection; plasma membrane. Gene Ontology annotation, molecular function: G-protein beta-subunit binding; neuropeptide binding; G-protein alpha-subunit binding. Gene Ontology annotation, biological process: neuropeptide signaling pathway; sensory perception of pain; G protein-coupled opioid receptor signaling pathway. Lineage: Eukaryota; Metazoa; Chordata; Actinopteri; Sciaenidae. The transcript has 6 exons.
AGGCAAAUAAAGUUUUAGGAAUGACAGAAAGGGAGGAAUGAGGAAAGAAGAAAGGAAGGAAGGAAGGAAGGAAGGAAGGAAGGGGGUGAACCAAUUCAUUUUCACUCCGUCUCUCCUGUCCGUGCAGCUCGUUGUGCCGCGCGAGGCUCUUCAGUACACUCACUACACCCCACGCGGCCACAUUCUUCAACACGCAGAGCUCUCGCGUUACCGGCGGUGCGUCCUGCACCUGAAAAGCAGCGCUCCUCUCCAAGCAGACUACAAACAAGCACCCAGUGGGACACCGAGUGGAGGCGAAAGACGCGCGCACUGGCACAGCACAUCACGGCACGGCACGGCACAGUCUACCUACCGCACAUUACCGAGCGAGCGAGGGGGGACCAUGGAGAGCGCAAGCAACGGCUCGGACGCGGAUUACCGGAGCGAGCUCCCCGUGUUUUACAACAACAACAAGAGCUUCUGUAUGAACUUCACCGACGGCAACAACACCACGAGCUUAACGGAGGCGCGAUGCGACGGGAAUCGCGGACUGACCGGCAGCCUGGACGACGACGCCAACCCGGUUAUCAUAGCGAUUGUCAUCACCGCUCUGUACUCCAUAGUGUGCGUGGUGGGGCUGGUUGGAAACGUGCUUGUCAUGUACAUCAUCGUCAGAUACACUAAAAUGAAGACCGCCACCAACAUCUACAUCUUCAACCUUGCUCUGGCCGACGCCUUGGUCACCAGCACGCUACCAUUCCAGAGCGUCAACUACCUGAUGGGCACCUGGCCUUUUGGGGACGUGCUGUGCAAGAUGGUGAUGUCUAUCGACUACUACAACAUGUUCACCUCGAUUUUUACGCUCACCACCAUGAGCAUCGACCGCUACGUCGCUGUGUGUCACCCAGUGAAAGCGCUGGACUUCAGAACACCGCAUAACGCCAAGAUUGUCAACGUGUGCAACUGGAUUCUGUCCUCGGCCAUUGGACUUCCUGUCAUGUUCAUGGCCUCCACUGUUGUCACACCCUCCAGCAUUGUUGACUGCAAGUUAAUUUUCCCCCAUCCCUCCUGGUACUGGGACACCCUGCUGAAGAUCUGCGUGUUUAUCUUUGCCUUCAUCAUGCCCGUCCUCAUCAUCACCGUCUGCUACGGCCUCAUGAUCCUGCGGCUCAAGAGUGUGCGCAUGCUGUCUGGCUCCCAGGAGAAGGACAGAAAUCUGCGCCGGAUCACCCGCAUGGUCCUAGUGGUGGUUGCCGUCUUCAUCGUAUGCUGGACGCCUAUCCACAUCUUCGUCAUCAUCACAGCUUUGAUCAACAUCCCCACCUCCACGCUGCAGACUAUCACCUGGCACUUCUGCAUCGCCCUGGGCUACACCAACAGUAGCCUGAACCCGGUUCUUUAUGGCUACCUGGAUGAGAACUUCAAGCGCUGUUUCCGUGAGUUUUGCACCCCGAGUCCGUCCGUGAUGGAGAUGCAGAACUCGUCCCGGACCGGCGCCACCAGCCGCAAACUCCCCCCACGUGACCAGAACAGUGCAAACACAGGAGAUAGGUCCAAUCAACAGGUAUGACUAGCCUUGGAGGGGUCGUCGGUGGACUCUCGCUGUUGUGGCGGCGUUG